Oncorhynchus masou masou (cherry salmon) is the source of this 1040-nucleotide messenger RNA. Its product is annotated as polycystin-1-like. Lineage: Eukaryota; Metazoa; Chordata; Actinopteri; Salmoniformes; Salmonidae. The transcript has 7 exons. The annotation marks the transcript as partial. Gene Ontology annotation, biological process: calcium ion transport; kidney development. Gene Ontology annotation, cellular component: plasma membrane. The record is from RefSeq and is a predicted model, not a curated record. Gene Ontology annotation, molecular function: monoatomic cation channel activity.
ACAGCCUGCGACUCCGCACACAGCUACAACUCACAAUACACACACCGGACCAGGCCAACAUCAGCAGGCGUGAGGAUGUGUGGGCGUGGCUUUCAGGCUCCCUGUUGCCAAGGUUACUGGAUGGCCCCACCCUAAUGCAGGAAACAGGAAGUGUGCUCCUGGGCACGCCCAGACUACGACAGAUACGAGACGUUAGUCUGUCCUCUCCAGGUCCCAUCCAUGGGGCAGGAGCAGCAGGCUGGGGAGAGGGGUUGACUGGCUCAGCAGUACACAGGAAGCUGACCCAGAACUGGACCUUACACACGGCUGAUGACAACGGAGCGUGGCGUUGGGGUCAGGUGAUGGUGUACGGGAGCGGAGGUUUCGUCCAACAGCUGAACAGGAACAUAGAGGAGACCAGAACAUCACUACAGUACCUACAGCAGUUACACUGGAUGGACCACAUGACACGGGCUGUGUUUGUGGAGUUCUCUCUCUACAACACCAACACAGACCUUUUGGCCUUCUUCUCCUUCCUGUUUGAGUUCCCCGUCUCUGAGCACACUCAGUCCAGCCUCGACCUCUUGACCUUCCGCCUGCAGCCUAUCACAGGCCUCGACCUGCAGCUGCAGCUCACGAUCCUUCUCUUCUCCCUCGUGGUGUAUUUCUGUGUAUGUGCGGUCCUGGGCCUGAUGAGAGAGGGCUGGGUAUACCUCCUGUGCCCGUGGCGGUUGCUGGGCGCGUGCAGCCUGGCGCUGGCAGCGUGUGUGUGUGGCCUCCACAUCAGCCGAUGUGCCGCCGCCGGGCGCCUGUGGGCGUCGUACCUGCGGCAACGAGACGGGUACACUGACUUCUACCCGCUGGCACGGCAGAGCCAAGCUUACACCCUGCUGUCUGCCAUGCUCCUGUUCAUACUGGUGUUGAAGGCGUCCCACCAGUUGCGUUUCCUGAGGGAGUGGGCAGUGUUUGGCAGGGCUCUGAGACGCUCUGUCUGGGAGCUGAUAGGAACAGGUCUGGUCCUGCUGGUCCUGCUGCUGGCCUACUCACACACAGGACACCUG